GUUCGGUCCCUGCUCUGUCGCUGUCAUAUCUGCAUUAGCUUUGAUCUUCUGCACUGAAGCAUUUUCAAUGUUUCUAUGAUUCCUUUUAGCCAUUUAUAAACAGUAUGACAAUGAAGGAGAAUCAGGAUGUACGAAAAUGCCAGAGAUAAAAGAAUAAGUAAUAGAGUCCUGUUGGAUGCAUUCUACUUCAACUUUUAUUGUCUCAUCUAGAAUUGCCGGCCUUUACUUCCUCAGAAACAUAGAAAGACCAAAACUAGAUAUGCACUACAAACCAGUCAAAAUUAAACAAAAAGUUUAAAAUACCUCAUCAAUUCUUGUCUAUACGCGUGGAGGAAUGAAGGGACAUAGUUGGAUUUUAAUUAUAGGAAAGCAUCUUGGACUAACGUGCUCAAGUCUGCUGUUAUAUUGUAUUGAGAUUAUUCCAAAUGUGAUUUGUGUUCCUUUUUGGCACUUAGUAGACUUUGCCUGCAAUAUUUUGUUUAAGAACCCGCAAAGUGGAUAACAGAAACUCCAUGCAUUCUCCAGCAAUAGCAUUCAGCUAGCAGAGUUGUUGGAAAACAUGUCUUUUCUUGCUCAGAAAAAGCGGGAAAACCCGCCUCUUCCUUCAACAUCAAUGAGUAUCCUUAAAAAACAGUGUGAAAGCAAACAGAGUUGUAAGGAAAAUGCGGUUACUAAACUAUCUAUGAUUUCCUCUCAAGAAAUUUCUGUAGUUGAUAUUGUCAGGAUGGCCACUGAAACUAUGUCUCAAUGCAUUUCACAGAAUUCUGAUUGCGUUGCUUAUGAUAGUAGCUUUCUUCUGCAAUCUGAGAAGUCCAAAGACCUUGAGCUUGUAUUAAGUCUUCAAGCUGCCGCCAUUAGUUUCUCGAAACAACAGUUUGAUCAGGCUAGAAAUCGGCUCAGCUUUUGUCAACGCUGCGCUUCUCCUGAGGGCACUCCGCUUCAAAGACUGAUCUACUACUUCGCUGAAGCUCUCCAAGAGGGCAUUUCAGCAGAGAGGGGGGAAGUAAGUCUUCAAGAGGCACCAAAAGAAAGUCAAAAAUGUCCAGCAUUUGAGAAAGCUUUUGAUAUUUUGCUUGCUGCAUCGUCAGACUUUAAUGAUAGAAUGCCUUUCUGUCCAGUCUCUCAAUUCACUGCAAUUCAGGCUUUACUGGAGAACGUGGCCUCAGCCAGAAAGAUUCACGUGGUAGAUUUUGGAAUCAAAAGUGGUACACAAUGGCCGAUCUUGAUGCAAGCCCUGAUUAACAGGAACAACUGUCCCCUUGAGUAUCUCAAGAUAACUGUUGUAGGAUCAUCAAAAGAGAUGCUUGAGAAGAUAGGUAAUGAGUUGUCUUCUUUUGCUGCGAGCUUGAAAAUACCAUUUGCAUUCAAAAUGGUGAUAUCAGAUUUGAAGAACCUUGAUAAACAUUUCUUUGAGUUAGCAGCCGAUGAAACACUAGCUGUUUACUCUGAGUUGCGCCUGGCGACGUUAUUGGCAUGGCCUCAUCACUUGGUAUCGGUUCUAGAGACUAUCAAGAAGCUCAGGCCUAAAGUUAUAGUAACCAUUGAAGUCGACUCCAACACAAAUGCGCCUAUUUUCCUGGACCGGUUUAAUGCAUCACUCUCUCUCUCUGCUGUAAUGUUCGAUAGUCUUGAAGUUUGCAUGAAACAAAACAGAAAGUCUAGGGAGAUUAUCGAAAGUGUCAUGCUGCGCCAAAGUAUCAAGUACCUCAUCACAUCCAAAGGUGAGGAAAGUAUGCAUCGACAGGAAAGUGUUGGUUUCUGGAGAACCUUAUUUCGAAAACUUGGCAUGUUUGAAAUUGCACUCAGCAACUGCGCUUUGUACCAAGCAACCUUGACCGUCAAAAGCAAUCCUCGUUGGGGUUCAUGCACUGUAGAGUGUAAUGGUAAAGGUAUGACAGUAGGGUGGAAGGGAACUCCUGUUCAUUUCCUCACUGUCUGGAAGUGUUGAUGGAAGUGCCGCUGCCUGAAUAUUUAUAAACCUGUUGCUCCUUACCUAGUAUGGUUUCAGAAGUUAAGUUGUUCUUUGAUGUGUUGAUCAUACUUGUUAUUUGUCCUUUAGAUCUGUUUAUGUUAGCCGCAAUGCACUUGUUAGUGCUUGAACUGAUAAAACACAAACUUGGUAAACAGUUUGUGAUUCGAUUUUCACCAAGAGAAUAAGUUAAAUUACUUGUAGUAAGCUGGAGUUACAUAUCUACAUAUAUUCUGACGAGCCUAUAGUAAGUCUUAACAGAAAAUCACUGAGAUUUGAUUACUAAGAUGAGGGUUACAUUUGACUUUGUUAUGUGGCACAUUCUUCUAAAUGGUCUUGUGACAAAAGGGAUAAGAAUGAUGACACUUAAUCUAUCCAUGCUGUUUUGCAACUUGUUUUAGGAAUUAGGUCAACCAGUUAAACUUGCAAUGAUUACUCUUAUGCUUUUUUUGACUGUUUUCAUGGUUCAUUCUGCCCAAUCUGAAAGCAAUAUAACAUGAACAAAAGAACCAAUAACAUUCCCAAGAAAGUUCUUAGAGAUGGCAGUCAUCCUGCAAAUGGUAAAGAUAUUGAGA
This is a messenger RNA of Oldenlandia corymbosa var. corymbosa, 2544 nucleotides long. The record is from the annotation of a GenBank genome assembly. Lineage: Eukaryota; Viridiplantae; Streptophyta; Magnoliopsida; Gentianales; Rubiaceae.